Molecule: messenger RNA, 2931 nt
Organism: Plasmodium fragile
Lineage: Eukaryota; Apicomplexa; Aconoidasida; Haemosporida; Plasmodiidae
Exons: 2
Coding region: 1-2931 (976 amino acids)
Source: RefSeq, a predicted model, not a curated record
AUGAAUUUCAGACGGCUGAGUAGGCACCUACUUGUGUGUUGGCUGGUACAGAUAUACGUGGAGAGGAAGCGCCCGUUUUGUUACGGCAGCAAUACGAAGGGUUCUAAUUCGCCACACACGGAGGAUGGUCAAAAUGAAGACACACCGGGAGUGACGAACAGUGUGGACUCUCUGGCGCAGAACAUCCUAGACGUAGUGCACUACCUGGAAGAAAUGAACAACUACAUCGUCGACUUUAAGAAGGAACUGCAAAACAAAUUCGAAAACCUGGUUCAGCAUGACGCCAAUCUUUAUGAGUCCUACGAGCACAAUGAAAGUAUUUUGAAUCAUAUUUACUCCUACAAUGAGAACAAGCUACACAGGUAUUCGAAGUAUUUGGAGAAUCUGAAGAAUGUAAAAUUGGAAAUGUUUAAUGACACCAUUAAUAAUAUUCAGAGGGAGAAUAUAUAUUACGUGAACUUCGUAUACAAGAACCUGCUGUCCAAGAUUGACUUGCUGAGUGACCUCAACAAGAAGAAACUGGACAAGGAGAGGCGCACGAACCUGCGGGAGCUGAACAAGUACCUGGAUGCUCUGAAGAACAAGAUGAUGAGCAUGGAGCAAAAGUUUAGCCAAGUGAUAAAGGAAAAGGCGGAAAGCAUACGGAACUGGAACCAUGAGAAUAUAAAUAGGUUCGAAACAUCUGCCAUGGAUUACCUGAACAGUAACAGCAACUUUGACACUUUCUCCAGUUACGUGAUAAAUGAUUUUCUCCUAAGUGGAAAAAGAAUUAAUGUUUUAAAUUAUGAAAAUAAUUCUUUCUUCAAGAGCAAUUUUAUGUAUUUCAAUUUUCUACACAAUUAUAUUAAGGGGAAAAAAAAUGAAAAAAUUAUGAACAUUUAUAUAUAUUUAAAGGACCCCUUAAUAAAGGCACACGAUUUGUCCUACUUGAAUUAUUACGUCAUUGUGGAUCUCCACAUUAUCGAUUUGAUUAUAAAAAAUGUACAAAUGUUAGCCCAAGCAAAGGGAAAAAAUAAAAGGGAUUUUAAUGACGUACUUAUCUGUGUGGACAAUUAUACAGUUAAGUACAAUGUAUUAACAAGCAAUAUUUAUUUAGACAUGCAGCCAGAUAUUAAGAAUUUUUUUUCAAAUAAAAUUGUAAAUAAAGUAGACGAUAAGAAGAUUCAGGAUAUAAUGAUGCAGCUGAGGAAAAAAAACAGAGCCAAUUAUGAGAAUACAAUUUUUAAUGAUGAAUAUUAUAAAAGGAUGGAGAGGGUGGAGGAGGCACAAGAUGGAUCCUUUUCUAAGAGGGGGAUAAAACUGAUCAGUUCCAGCCGACAACCCAACAUAUACAUCAUGAAGAAGAAUAUCUUCUUCGACUCAAAGAAGGAAUACUACAAGAAGUUCUUAUCCGUUUAUACGUACGAAGAAAUAUUUCACAUCCUCUGUAGUGACAACACCCAUUGCAGUCUUAACAUCCUCAAUUCGUUAGACGACGUGAAUAAGAACACAUUCCUCUUGAAGAGCCACCUAACCAUUAAAAAUGAGUUGAAGAAGUUUUUCCUCGUCCAUCAGAGAGAGCUGCUUAGCAACAAGGGUAGGAAAGGCACAGAGCAGGGUAAGAAUGAAGCCAGCGAGGAGGUUAAGCCGACUCAUCAGGGGGAGCCCGGCCAACCAGCUCUUUCGAACCAAUCAAACUUGUCCAGCAUACCGGCCACUCCCCUCACCUCAAACGUAUGCCCGGCACCAAAGCAAAACAUAUUUUCCAGCAGUAACGUGUGCCCGAGCCAAGCGGGAAACAACCCUGACCCCGUCCUGGAUACCCAGGACAACUUUAUUAACAUGAACAAUGUGGAUGAUUAUUUGAAUACAUAUUACGUGUCUUAUCACGACUCGUUCAAGGUGGUGAAGCGAGAGCAGUACUACUCUAUCCUGUCGCACAUAUUUGAGAGUUACUUGAACAAGGCCGACUCAUCCAAAAUGGCUAGUCAGUUCCCUCACCUGAGGAGCCGCAACAGCAUCUGCAUCAACUACCUGGGUAUGAUGCCUGAAAUUGUGAAGGCGUACAAGACGUUCAAGUAUUGCAACUCGCUGUACGCGCUGGGGAACACAUACGUGCGUAAGAGGGCCGAUGGGGGUGCAGGAGGGGAAGCAGAGGGAGAGGAAGGGGAGGAGGAGGACUCGGAAGACGAAGAUGAAGAGGGAGAAGAGAAGAACGACAACGGUGAACAUGGCGAUGCUAAUGGGCAUGCCGACGCGGAGAAGGGCAAGCAGAGUGAAGCCGGGCCAUUACAACCGCACACCGAAAUAACGGACGAAAUUGCUUUCUUAAAAAGACACAACCAAAAAUACAUGAAGCUAUUCCGGCAGCAUGUCGAGGAGGAAAUAAAAUUCAUAAAUUUCUUCGAAGUGCUCUUAAAAAAAAAAGUAUCAGUCAUAUUGGAGAAAAACGAAUUUUUAAAGCUAUACAUUUUCUAUGGGAAAAAAGAGCUACCCGCUUUGCCCUACACGAAUUUAUUCUUUAACUGUAGGACAAUAAUAAAAAUUGAGGUGCUCAGAGAUGUUAACACAAAACAAAUAAUAUACUCCAGUAGAUCCUUCUUCCUGGAGACCUUAAUAACAUUGAAGGAAUAUAAGAUCAAAAACGAAAGUGCAUAUAUCGUUAUUGAAACGUCUGAUGAAACGAGCUCCAUUAAGAAAAGAUUAAAAAUGGAAAUGCUCUACAGGAUAUCUCCCAUGUCCCAUAUAAAUGCGUAUAUAAUUUCGAACAAUGGAAGGGAGACUGUGUACCACAAGGGUAAUGUGUACCAGCGGUCUGCAAAUGACAUCAAGGAUGUGAUCAGUGACAUUCGUAAUGAUUUUCUCAACAUCAUGCUCCCGCAAUACAAUUUGUUCGACCUAUUCGACAGCCACAUAUACAUCAUCAUUUGUUUGAAGAACGAGAACUGCUAG